AAAGGCAGAGACGGGGAAAAAAGGCCAGCAUCUCAUGUUUUCUUAGUCAUUCAAGCAGCGAGUUAGACGGCAGUGAGCAAUCAGCCAUGGCUGCAGUGCAAACGCCUGAAGAUCAGCAUUUUUUAGUUUAGAAGCAACAAUUCCGUGUGUAUACGCCCACCAUUCGGGGUGCAGUUUUAUUGUGCGGGGGAAGUGUUCAAGUUUUACGGCAUCAAGAAGAAGAUGAGCUAUCAACUUUCUAAAAUGCGUCUAACGCUCAAAAGAAUCCUGCAAGCCCUUUUUCUGGCCGUCUUGUUUUCGUUUUCCACAUUGGCAAUGCUUCGGACUUUGGCUGCCACUUCGAACAAUUCCACUGCAACGAUAGAACGUGCCUCUGCGGGAAAAGAAGAACCUCCAUGGAUCAAAAACUUUGUGGGCUUGUGGCCAGAUAGGUCUCUUAGAUCCGUUUUGGAUGACGAAGGAAACACGUUUGCAGGGCCGGUGAUAGAUGACAACGACAACCAUCUCUUCGAAGUAACCACAACAACAACGACAUCAAGUACUACAACGAAGCCUCACACUACACUUGACGAUAUAUUCAUAAGUGUCAAGACGACAAAGAAUUUUCACGCCUCACGUCUGGAUGUCAUCAUCAAAACUUGGUUCACCUUAGCCCGGGAACAGACUUGGUUUUUUACCGACUCGGAUGACGAGGAAUACAGCGAAAAAACCCACAACCAUCUGAUUAACACAGGAUGUUCAGCUUCUCACAACCGGAUGGCGUUAUGCUGCAAGAUGGCCGUCGAAUUUGACACUUUUCUCGAGAGCAACAAACGGUGGUUCUGCCAUUUUGACGACGACAACUAUGUGAAUGUACCGCAGUUGGUCCGAAUGCUGCAAAAAUACGACUGGACGGAUGAUUGGUACCUCGGCAAACCAAGUAUCAAAGCCCCGCUGGAAAUCCUGGACCGCGAACACAUACCGCAAAAAAUAUCAUUUUGGUUCGCUACGGGAGGUGCUGGAUUCUGUCUUAGUCGUUCACUCGGCUUGAAAAUGAAACCGUUGGCCAGUGGCGGAAAGUUCAUUAGUAUUGGCGAUAAAAUUCGACUGCCGGACGAUGUCACUAUGGGCUAUAUUGUUGAGCAUCUCCUGAGCAAACAGCUUACAGUGGUAGAAGAGUUCCACUCGCAUUUAGAACCAAUGAAGUUUCUAAAACAAUCGCAAAUUGCAGACCAGAUUACUUUCAGUUAUUCCCAUUACGGAGCUGAAAUGAAUGUACUGAGUCUGGAUGGCUUCAACAAUCAAAUUGACCCCUAUAGAUUUCUAUCCCUACAUUGUCAUUUGUAUCCCAAUUUUAGUUUCUGUCCUAGAUAA
Molecule: messenger RNA, 1353 nt
Organism: Daphnia pulex (common water flea)
Lineage: Eukaryota; Metazoa; Arthropoda; Branchiopoda; Diplostraca; Daphniidae
Product: fringe glycosyltransferase-like
Exons: 8
Coding region: 223-1353 (376 amino acids)
Biological process (GO): regulation of Notch signaling pathway
Cellular component (GO): membrane
Molecular function (GO): O-fucosylpeptide 3-beta-N-acetylglucosaminyltransferase activity
Source: RefSeq, a predicted model, not a curated record